Anolis sagrei ordinatus is the source of this 269-nucleotide messenger RNA. The record is from RefSeq and is a predicted model, not a curated record. Lineage: Eukaryota; Metazoa; Chordata; Lepidosauria; Squamata; Anolidae.
GUCCUGUAGUGGUCCUGGUCGCCGGCGGCUUUGCGGGUACCGUCUCCUGGGCGCUGGCCACCCCGAUGGACGUGGUCAAGGCCCGCUUGCAGAUGGACGGAGUCAAGCGGGUGGAAUACCGGGGGAUCAUGGACUGCUUCCUCACCAGCUUCCGGAGGGAAGGGGCCCGGGUUUUCCUUCGGGGCCUCUCCCUCAACAGCCUCCGGGCUUUUCCCGUCAAUGCCGUGACCUUCCUGACCUAUGAGAACCUCCUCAAACUCCUCCGUUAA